Messenger RNA from Tetrahymena thermophila SB210, 1473 nucleotides. RefSeq lists its product as hypothetical. The transcript has a single exon. The record is from RefSeq and is a predicted model, not a curated record. Lineage: Eukaryota; Ciliophora; Oligohymenophorea; Hymenostomatida; Tetrahymenidae.
AUGGUGGUAGUAACCCAAAUAAAAUAACAAGACAUUCAAUAAUUUAGAAAUACUUAGAAAUUAAUUAAACAUAAAAUUAAUUUCCAUCUAAUUAAUUAAUUAAAUUAAUAUUAGCAAAAAGAAUUUAUUUAUAAAAUAUCAACAAUGAGAGCCUAUUAAACAAUCUAAGUUAGCAAUAACUAGAACGAUUUUAAUAAUUAGAUUUAUCCUGCAUAGAAUUAAAUAAUUUAGAUAGAAGAUGAUAUUCAAAAUUAUUUUACAUAAAAUCAGUAAGAUGCAAUUUAAGUAUCGCCAAGUUUUAGAAACGACAAUUCAGAUGUUAAAUAAAUCAUCUAAAAAAAGAAGAAGAAAAAGAAGAAAAAGGAAGUAGCUUACUCAUACAUGAAUAUACCAAACCCCAAGCUCAUUAAAAGUAGUGAACUAUUUUAUAUGCACGGAGACAUUUUAAUUGAUUUUUAGAAAAAGAAUUCAGAUUUUUUUGAAGAUAGAUACUCUUUAUGGAAUUAUUGCAAAAUUUGGCCUAUUUCAAUUGUGUAUAAAAACUCAAAAACUUUGAUGUUAAAAUUAGAAUAACAAAUUCUGCCUUCUUCAAGUGAUAAAACAAUAGGACUUCAAAUAUAAAGAUAUAAGUCUUACCCUGACUAAUCUAUUCACUCUCUAAUGGAAAAUAUAGAGAGAGUUAGUAAUCAAAACUAGUGGAUUGGUGAUUACUUAACUCAGUACUUCACAUAACUAGUAACUUAGCCAAUGAUGUAAAGAUAAUACUUCUACUUAAGAGAUUUAUUCGAUUAAUAUAUGCAAGGUAUUUAUACUUAGCUAACCUAAGAAGGAGCUAUUUAUUUUGCAGUGCAUUCUGGCCCUGAUUUUGCUACAUUUGAUUAUAUAUUUCAUAGAGCUAUAUUCAGCGAGUCAUUAGGUUUUCUUCUAGGUAAAUCUCUUGAAGAAUUAUAAUACAUUUACUCUAAGAAUGGCUAUUAUGAAAUUUUUGAUUUUGAAAGUGAAAUAUUUUUGGGAAAGACAUUUUUAGAUGAAUGGUUAGACACAAUAUAAAGAUUUAGAACAGGAACUCCUCCUAAAAAGUAGAAUAGGAAAAAAUUAGAUAAGUAAUUGAGGCUCAUUACUUUUGACGAUAUAUGCUUUUAUGCUGAUGUCUCUAUUGAAACAUUCAAAAUGAGUGAUUUCUAUGUAGAUCGUAAUAACCCUUUGGACUUUUAUGCAAGGGUGAUGAUUUUAGAUGUUUCCAUUUCAUCAAUAAAAUAAAUUUUGUCACUAAGAGAACAGUAAUCUUAAAGUCCACAAUUAUAUACAUUUCCAGAGCUUAAUCAGUAGUUUCCUCAUGAAAAUAUUUAAUAUACACUGCAAGCAGAGAUAUUCAAAGAAAAGUUUAUUGAUUAAAACUGCUCUGAUGAUGUGGAUAAAAUGACCGAUUCUUCUCUAUAAAACGAUAAAACUUGUAACUACCGCUAGAUUUGA